AUGGCGAGGUUGGCAGGCCUGGUUCCCGCGCUCCUGGCCCUCUGGUGUGCGAUGUUAGCAUUUCAAGGCGUUCAUCCCCUCCCCCGCACCUUUCACCCCCGGAGGUUCUUGAGGGCGUUAAGAAGUGGUGGGGCUGAAACAAACUGGAAAAAUUUAACGACGGCUGACAUUGUAACAGAAAACGGGUACCCGGCAGAGACACACCAGGUGGUCACACAAGAUGGUUACAUAUUACGUGUCCACAGAAUCCCACAUGGUCGCUACUCCUCCUCCUCCUCCUCCUCCUCCUCCUCCUCCUCCUCCUCCUCCUCCUCCUCCUCCUCCUCCUCCUCUUCUUCUCGUCCUCCUAUUCUUCUUCACCACUGCCUUCUCUGUUCUUCGUCCGAGUUUGUGAUGAAUACGCCAGAUAAAGCUUUAGCAUACGUUUUAGCAGACGCAGGAUAUGACGUAUGGUUGACCAAUGCGCGCGGCAACACAUACUCAAGAGCCCACGUCGCACUGGACCCCAAUGAGAAAGAAUUUUGGCAGUUCAGCUGGCACGAGAUGGGCGUGUAUGACCUCCCAGCUGUCAUAGACCACGUGCUGGAGGAGACGGGGCUAGAACAGCUCACCUACCUGGGGUUUAGUAUGGGCACGACUGUCUUCUGGGUCAUGCUGAGUGAACGCCCGGAGUAUGCUGACAAGGUUCGCGUGAUGGCUGCUCUGGGACCUGUUGCCUUCACCCAGCAUGUGCAGGGGCCGCUGAAGGUCAUGGCGCCCUUUGUGAAUAUGAUAGAGACAAGCCUCAACAUGCUGGGGCGGUACGAGAUGCUGUCGUUUGGGCGGAUAAUGGACCAGGUGACGUCAGUUUUCUGUAACGAGAAGGCUUUCACCGCCGCCAUUUGUCAUAACCUGCUGUUCCUUAUUGCUGGACCCAACCCUGACAGACUUAACAAGAAGUACCUCCCCGUGCUGCUUGCUCACACCCCCGCCGGCACCUCCGUCCGCACCGUCACCCACUACCUACAGCUCGUCAGGUCAGGGGCGUUUGGGCAAUACGACUUCGGCCGGAUGUCUAAUCUAGCUCAUUACGGCUCAUUUACGCCCCCCCAUUACGACCUGAGUCACGUGACGGUGCCUGUGGGGUUGUUCUGGUCGUCAGCUGAUUGGCUAGCAGCGCCUCAGGACGUGGCUAGGCUGCAGUCUCUUCUUCCUAAUGUAGUUUUGUCCCUGGAAGUACAAGAUGAUGAUUUUUCUCACCUCGAUUUUGUGUGGGCCUCUGACGCAAAGGAGCUGGUCUACACGCAUGUCUUGGCGUUCCUCAGGGGCUACCACUAAGAGAGAGAGAGAGAGAGAGAGAGAGAGAGAGAGAGAGUUCCUAUUCUUUACAUACGACAAAGGAAAAAAAUAUUUGUUUGUUCAUAUUUUUGAGUUCUUCUUUAUAGUUGUGUUUGUAAUUUAUUUUUUUGUUAUUAUUGUUACUACUACUACUACUACUACUACUACUACUACUACUACUACUACUAUUACGACUCAAAGGCCAGUAUAAUUGUUGAUGGAAAAUAUUGUUUUUUGCUUGGCACACUGUUCUUGUUGUUGUUGUUCCUGCAUGAAAUUGAAAUAAAACAAUAAAAAAAAAAAAGUAGAAA
This is a messenger RNA of Scylla paramamosain (green mud crab), 1628 nucleotides long. RefSeq names its product lipase 3-like. The record is from RefSeq and is a predicted model, not a curated record. Bases 1 to 1317 code for a protein of 438 amino acids. Gene Ontology annotation, molecular function: hydrolase activity, acting on ester bonds. Lineage: Eukaryota; Metazoa; Arthropoda; Malacostraca; Decapoda; Portunidae. The transcript has 9 exons.